Phoenix dactylifera (date palm) is the source of this 2726-nucleotide messenger RNA. RefSeq lists its product as uncharacterized. Lineage: Eukaryota; Viridiplantae; Streptophyta; Magnoliopsida; Arecales; Arecaceae. Gene Ontology annotation, cellular component: cytosol. The record is from RefSeq and is a predicted model, not a curated record. Gene Ontology annotation, biological process: cold acclimation.
GAGCACCCAAACCAAGAAGCAGAUACACCUGCAAAGAAUAAAUAUCAAUCGGAUUUUACAGUAUGUGCGGCAAAAGGAAGCUAUACCCCUUAUUGCCGCAUUAGCCUCGUGGAAUGCCCCUUUAAAGAGCUGGAAUAGAAUUACAAGAGCAGCAAUGCCCUCUUAUUGCCGCAUUAGCCUCGUGGAAUGCCGUGCUGAAAGCGAACGAGCGAACGAGAGAGGCCAAUUUAGAAGAGAAAUUAUUGCCUAAGCUUGCGAUGCACGAGCAGAGGACGCAGGAGUCACGUUUUUUCGGUUAGAUAAAUUCUUGAGUGGUUAGAUCAGGAAAAAAAUAAAUAUUUAUUUUAAUUUUAAGACUUUACAGAUUAAUGCCAAUUUUUCAAUACAGAUGGAUUAAUGUUAUCUUGGAAUGCACUUGGUAGAGAAGUUAAGUGGCAAGAUAUCCUUCAAGACAAGGAGUCAUCCUUCUGCUGUCGGGCUUCUCAAAAAAAAUAAACCAACCCUCAAUAACCAACUAAAAAGCGACAUUAUCAACCAUAGGCCUCGAUAUCUAGAUGCUAGAUCACGCUGUGCUCUCAUCGAUCACUAAUCUAAGAGGCAAUCGUCAGUGAAUUAUCCUCCACCAAAUACGCUUAGCAUCCAAGUCAUAGUAUCAAAAAGGAGGUUUCCCCGGCUUCCUUAAACUCAACAUUCAACUCGAAAUAGAGAUUGGAGAUGUGUGGCUCCUGUAUGAAUAAUUAUGCUCUAAUGAUCUCUAAUGAUGAAUCAACUUCCAAUGAAAUUUGUUUAGUUGUUAAUGCAACAUCUAAGAUUGUUUUGAUUACUUUCAUGGAAGGACGAAGACAAGCAAUAGACAAAAAAACAAUGGAAUGAGGGCCCCCGGUGCCUAUGGCUUCUCCCGUGCGGAAAUGACACCCAGUGCAGCUAGCAACCAAAUUGAACGUAUUAACCUGAUCAGGUCCAAAAUCGAAGUCAAAACCUUGUUAGGAUCUGGGCAUCAACCUCAUACUUAAAAAUCCAAUAAACUGACUGACUUAUUAUGUAAUAUGAUUUGGGAUAUGAUCUGGGUUGGGUUCCGAUAUGGAUGCAGCCGCACUGACCUGAAGCGCCGUGUCCCGUUCCAAACAUGAUUCCGUGUCGUCCCUUCCGACUCCUUCAACAUAACACGUAUGCCCGGCCCUCGCCAGGUGUCAAUUAAUGCCCCAACCGCCUCUCAGGCACCGCGCCAAACCGCUGCCCCACUCUUCUGGUUUCUUAAACCGUUCUGUUCCUCCCCCUUCUCCCACACUUCAAUUUUCGUUCCAAACGCAGAGGAAAUAGAACAUCAUUUAUACUAGCUUCCACGAAUCUUUUCGUAGAUGGCUUCCCAGACAGGAUGCUCCAUGGAAGAAGAGCACGCGGAGAGAACAAACAUGUCUCCAGAGGAGAUCGGAAAGUACCGAGCCACUGCGCAGCAGAACUCCAUCGACGCCAUUCGGGCCGCGGAGGAGCGCUACCAGAAAGCCAAGCAGUCCGGCGCCUCAACUUACCUGGCCGCCAAGGGUACCGAGGCGAAGGGAACCGCAGCGAAGGACUAUGUUGCGGAGAAGGGCCAGCAGGGCUACCACGCUGCCGUUCAGGGUACCCGUGCUGCUGCCGAUGUCACUGCAGAGAAGGCCUCUGCUGCCAAGGAUAUUGCGAUGGAGAAAGGCCGGCGGGGGUAUGAUGCAGCAAGGGAUACUGCAGUCCACGCUGCAGUGAAGGCCAAGGAUGUCACUGUGAAUGCCGGUGAAAGUGCAGCCGAUUAUGCGAAGCAAGCUGCCGAGAAGGCCAGAGAUAUGACGAUGAGCACCGGAAAGACUGCUGCGGAUUAUGCACAAGAGGCUGCAGUGAAAGCCAAAGAUGCGGCCAUGGACGCUAGAAAGCGUGCCGCAGAUCAUGCGCAGCAGGCAGCGGUGAAGACCGAAGACGAGACAGUAGAAACUGGAAAAAGUGCUGCGGAUUAUGCACAGAAGGCAGCAGCGAAGGCCAAAGAUGCAACCGUGAGCACUGGUAAGAGUGCAGCAGACUAUGCCCGAGAGAAGGGGAUGGGAGCCAAGGAUGCAACCGCCGGUGCAGGUCAGAAGGCUAUGAAGUAUGGUGGCCUAAAAGCAGGGGAGGCAAAGGAGGCAGCACAGGGUACAGGACAGAAAACCAAGGAGUUGGAAGAGCAGAAAGCAGAUGAAUCGAAGGAGACGGCCAAGGAGUCCACCCAGCAAGCCAAAGAAUAUGCUGAACCGAAAUCUACCGAAGCAAAGAAAAAGCUCAGGGAACAGACACAGGAGGCACAGGAGAAACUUCAGAAUCUCUCACUCAGUGGAGAGGAAGAGGCUGGUGGGGAUGGAGGCUCCGAAGAACCUGAUGAACAAAAGAAGCAAGGGAAGAUGGAGCACGAGCACAGGGAAAAACGAGAGAGCCGAGAGGCUCCAGUGCAGCAAACAGAACUGGUAGUGGAAGAGAAGAGUGCAGGCACCACUGCUGUCGGAAACUUGUGUGAAGCUGUGGGUGCAGCUGUAAUUGGAGCAGCGCGGUCUGCCAAGGAGCUGGUUAUGGGAAGACAGCCGGAGGAGAGGUAAGAGUGAACAAAUGCGAAUGCAUGAAGCAACAGUUAGUUUGAACUCUGAAGCUUUCCUUGUAAAGUUUGGUGUCUUAUAAUAAUGUAAAUAGAACGGGGAUGAACGUGUAGAUGAAAUUGCUUUCGCAGUUAG